GCGACCACUCCGCGAACAUGUCUCGAUCGUUUCUAGUUGACACGUUGAUCAGUGACACGAAGGAUUGUAAGAAGACAGAAAUGUCUCCCGAUUUGAACCCUUAUAGUCUCAUAGGGUCGCACUUGGACCCGCGGCCGAAGUUCCUGCCGUACCCUUAUCCGGGGAAUUUGAAUAAUCUGCUGAAUCUUGGACUGCAGCAGCGGUCGCCGGAUUUAUUCAGGCCGUUUUUGGAGCAAUUGCAGUUCCGUUAUCCGUUAUUGCACCAACUGCCUCGUCAACCGGAGUUCUUCGAAGCCCAAAGUGAACUAAGGCCUUUCGAAAACUACCUGAAAACUGAGGAACAAGACGCUUUCGUGAGUAGAAGGAAGAAGUCAGUGUCGCCAUAUCUUCACCAUCCAUACAAAACCACAUCACCAUCGAAAAGCCAAGGUCAAAGGUCGCCCUCGCUUUCCAGUGAAAGCAGAAACGGUACACCAAGUCCACCGCUUGCACACGCUGAGGAACUACUCCCGGGGUACUCCAAAGACCUGAAGCGCUUACCUCUCAAAGAAGACUCCAGCAAACGCAUCAGAACAGCCUUCACAGGAACCCAAUUAUUAGAACUGGAGAGAGAGUUUUCCAUGAACAUGUAUCUAUCAAGAUUACGAAGAAUCGAGAUCGCUUCUAGGCUGAAACUGUCUGAGAAACAAGUGAAAAUCUGGUUCCAAAACCGCCGCGUGAAGUUGAAGAAGGAGGAAUCUCCGAUGAGCUCAAGCGAGGGGAAGAAAAAGUGUUGCUGCACGAAGACUUGCGCGAAGAACAGAUCUGAAUCCUGUGAAAAUGAUCAAGAACAAAUUGACGUUGUGAGUGACAAUGACACUAGUUACGAAGCCCAGAAUUUAUCGCAGUACCUUUAAUUUUGGAUCAUAACUUUAUGAGUAUAGAGUACAAACUACAGUAAUUAAAGUAAUUACAUAUACUAAUGUGAAAUAACCUAAUACAUAAAAACAGUGUUCUGUAUGGACUAAAAGUGUCAGAAAGCUAAGUUCUACUGCGACGCAAAGGUUUUCAAAAGUUGUUGAUCGUAUUGUCUACUACUUAUUGCAACUGAUAUCAGUUGAUUUGUCUAAAGCUAAAGAGAAUCGACUUUAAACUACGAAGUAAAGAAAUGAAAAAGGACAUUUUUUUUUUGUGACAAGUAAGGUAAUGAAAAAGUAGUGCCAAAUAAAACACUGAUAAGAAUAUUCUGAUAUGAGAAUGUCAAAAGUAAAAAAUACUUCAUAAUUUUAAUACGAUUCUGAGUUAUUUAUUAUAAAGUGUCAUUUUAGGUAAUAAGAAUUGUGGAAUUUGUAUAUUGU
Manduca sexta (tobacco hornworm) is the source of this 1337-nucleotide messenger RNA. RefSeq names its product GS homeobox 1-like. The coding region runs from base 18 to 896 and encodes 292 amino acids. Gene Ontology annotation, molecular function: RNA polymerase II cis-regulatory region sequence-specific DNA binding; DNA-binding transcription factor activity, RNA polymerase II-specific. The record is from RefSeq and is a predicted model, not a curated record. Gene Ontology annotation, biological process: regulation of transcription by RNA polymerase II. NCBI's taxonomy places the organism in Eukaryota, Metazoa, Arthropoda, Insecta, Lepidoptera, Sphingidae. Gene Ontology annotation, cellular component: nucleus. The transcript has a single exon.